UGUAAGAAGAUCCAACCGAAAGCGAACGGAAGCAAAGUAUCGGCUUUUUUUCAUGGCAGGACGCGCGCACAUGUUACACACAGGAUGCUGUGUACUUGCCAUUGUAAUCUCGUUGCCGGCAAACGAGAAUGUGAUGUUUGGGAUGACGCUGACUGCAGCCGAGGGCUUUGUGUGUGUGUGUGUGUUUGUUGGUGGUGAUGGGGGUGAUGGUGAACACAACUGUUCCACCGCACGGAGUCACGUAGCAGCACACAGCACACAGCAUCGAGCGAGUGUGGGUUUGGGUAAGGUUGUAUGGGUGCGAGAACCCUUCAGGACACUUGUGACGGCUGACGGAAGCAUCUAUGUGUAUAUGUGUGUGUGUGUGUUUGCGUAAUUCGUAACGCGAACCGGGAAGCUGUCCUGCACGCGUCUCGAGAGCCGUGUUUUGUUCCUUCGUAGCCCUUUUUUUGUGUGUGGCGUGUGCGCGCGUUGGUAGUGGUGUGCUACAAAGGACGACGACGCUGCAGUGUAGCGCAAAAGACCAAAAAAAAGGAUCAGUAUGUAUGUAUGUGUGUGUGUGGGUUUUCUGUGCUCACACACUGACAAAUAAGGGAACGGUUCGUUUGAGAAAAAGGACGAGAGCUGGGCAAAAAAGAAACGAUGAGAGUGUAAGAUGAGGGAACGAAAAACUCGCCGGAACAACGGUUCCAGGAUUCAUCUCGCGGCUGGUGACACACGAGCUGGUCGGUCGCGCGGGCGUCCAUUCCCGGUCGCUCUUGAUGUGUGGGUAUUUUUCCGACCUGUGAUACUUGAGUGAUUUUAAUUGCCGUCUACUACGGAAACUCCACAAGCGAGAUCCAAAAGUUAUGAAAUGCAGAAAGUUAAUGGUUCAUAUACGAACGUGUUUAGUGUAGUAAAUCGUAGACGAAGAAUUAGUGGUGGAAAAUCCGUCUGCAAGAUAGUGCGUCGUUGGUGUUAAAUAAUGUAGCCGUGUGUUGGUGAUGCAUGUGAAUGUUGUGCCAAAGAAAUGCACAGUCCUUGCGUUCCCAUUAUCCUUACGAGUCAGUAAAACCCGUUCAGUGAAUCAUAGAGAAAUGAAGGUGUUGCAGCAACAGCAACAACUGUGCGCACGUAGAUUCAUACCCCAAACAAGCACGUGCUGUUGUUGCGUGCAAAGUGUAAUGUGAAGUGUCGGUGCCCGAAAUCUCCCCACACUCCCGGGCGGAAGGCGUCUUCCGACUGCGAUGAAAAGAUGAUAUUCGGUAUUUUGUCUCCUCCGGGUCCAUUUCUGACACCGAGCCCGUCGCCAUCGAUACCAGCGAGCCCUCGGUUACAGCCGUCACCUUCGCAGUCACCGUUUUCCCAGCAGCAGGACAUUUUGCUGGUGACGAACAGCACCAUCGGUAAUGUGACUCAGGAGCAAGAUCGCAAAACCGGUGUUGCAGGACGACGUCAAUCAUUUAGCCAGCAACAAUCCACUAUCGUUCACCAGCAGCAGCAGCAGCAACAGCAACAGCAACAGCAAGUACUGAGCACCAGCCCAAAUGCCGGAACAGUGGUGUACCGUCCUAGCCCUACGCAGUCACCGGCGGGCGCUACGACAUACAGCAUCUCGACCACGCCUGGCAAUGAGUUCAAUACGACUCUAGUCGGCUCCAACAACAUUUCACUCAACAAGAAGGGUCGGAAGUCGUCCUCUGUUAGUGCUAUACAGCAGCAGCAGCACCAGCAGCAACAUCACCACCUCCUCCAACAGUCACAUGCAGGCCAUGGACAUGGAACAUUGCCCCCCGCCAGUAGCCCGAAAGCGGCGAAAAAAGCAAUGCAGCAGCAGCAGCAGCAGCAGCAACAGCAACAGCAACAGCAGAAUCCGUACCAACAGCACCACGCGGCGGUAUCAUUCGUCGGAAGCCCGAUUGCCAGUCCCAGUCCGAUCGCAAGUCCGAACGGUAGCUCGAUACUGGUCACUACCGGCAGCGGCACCGGCGUGGCAGGUGGAACGUCCAGCGCGACAAACAUGAGGCCACCGACACCGCAACCUAUCAUUCAGCAGUAUCCUGUUGUGGGCACCGGAAAUCAAAUAGUGCAAAUUUUCCAAGGUUCCCAGUUUGCAAUUACCCAGUCACAGGCGGCACAGCAGCACCAUCAUCAGCUGCAGCAGCAGAGCGGGCGCCACACCACAACAAUCGUAUCCCAGCCAAGCCCCCAGCAACAGCAGCAGCAACAACUAAACCAAACGAGCGUUCAGCAGCAACACAUACCGCUGCAGCAGCUCCACACAAUCCAGCAGUCGCCCUCGCACCAGCAACAGUUCGUGCAGCAGCAAAUCAUAGCCACUUCCGUGGCGCCGAGCGUGAUACCGUCGUCCGUUGCCACUGCGGGCGUCGCGACCGCCGGCGGGCUAGUGAUAACCGGGGCAGGAUUGCAGACCACCUCCCCAGCACCUGGCGGCAGCGUAUCGAGCGUGAAACAUCACAGCGUGAAGGGACCGCAGCAGAUUCUGCCCAAGCCGGUGGCCACCACGACGCCCCUGGUGUCGCCGACGCUGUCGACCUCAUCCUCCCCGUCGUCGGCCACCGUGGUGCACCAUCAGCAGCAAAGCCCCCACCAGGCGACGGCGUACGUGUCCAGCUACGGCACGACACCGGUGGUGCACGGCACGAAGACGAUCGUCACGCAGCCGAAAACGGUCACCUCCGUCUCGCUGCCGACGGUGGUGUCGCAACUGCCGACGGCCCAGCUUCAGGUUUCGCAGGCGGGUACGGUGGUGAGCGCCGGCGGCACUACCCAAGUGCAUUUCACGACCACUGCCGCACCGCAACAGUCGCACGGUGCCGUCUCGAACACGGCCCAAGUGCACGGCCAAAUGGUUACCACGGCGGCGCAACCGGCGGGAGCGCAGCAGCAGCCAACGGCACAGACCGCCGGCACGCCCCAGAACGGUUCCAUCAUCCUGCCGGCGGGCAACAUUAACGCGCAGCCCCUGCUGCUCAACCAGAUGCCGGUGCUGGUGCAGCAGAACACGCCGCAGGGGGUGCAGCUGAUACUGCGGCCGCCGACGCCCCAGCUGGCCGCCCCGAGUCUGGUGAUACACAACACGCGGCCCCAGCUGCAGCAGCCGCAGCCCCAGCAGGUGCUGCGGAUACUUAACGCCAACGGGACGAUGCAACUGGCCACCGCACCCACGUUCAUCGUGUCGUCCCAGGGCAAUCUGGUGCAGCAAAACAUUUCCGGGCUGAAGACGAACCAGGCCGUGCCGCUGACGCAGAUCCAGGGGCUGCAGGGCCAGCGGCAGCCGCAGCAAAUCACGGCCGCCAUCAACCAGCAUCUGCUGAGCCAGGGCGUCGCCCAGCUGCAGAACCUGCAGCUGAACGGCAACCUAGCCCAGAUACAGAUGCCGAACGGGCUGAACGGGCAGCUGCUCACCACGUCACUGCCCGCCCAGUUCCAGCAGGCCAGCUUCGGGCUGCAGAACCAAAACAUCAACCUGAACCAGCUGGGCGGCGUUAAUCUACAGCUGACCGCGGCACCGGGCGGAGCGACCUUUGUAUCGCCCUCGUCCACCCCUGGAGCAGCACCGGGAUCCACACCGACCGGGGAAAUCGUGGUGAAUGCUCAAAAUAUUCAAUUCGCUCCGAGUGGAGCGUCCAAUACGAUCACGGUGAACGCUCAGGGCGCUCCCCAAACGCAACCCGCCCAAGUUGCACAACAACAGCAGCAGCAGCAGCAGCAACAACAACAGCAGACAGGCGGUCAACAGAUAUUGACCACUUCAACGAUCGAUGGGCAGAUACAGACGGCUCAAAUUAUUCCCACCGUUACGACGGACACAUUGCGACACCAUCAUCAGCAUCCCGGUACGCCCAUUCUAACCACCGCCUCCGGCCAGCAGGUGAUCGUAACCGACGGUGUAAAGGCACAGAUACAAGCACAAACCAUUGCAGCACAGCAGCAGCAACAGCAGCAACAGCAACUGUUCAAUCACACAAACGCUACGCUACAGCAGCAAAACGCAACGGCAGUGACCAUACAGCAGCAGUCGAAUCAGCUGCCUCCGCCAGCGGCGGCCCUAUCCUUGCCGGCCGCCCGGAUUGAGGUAGAAAAACCAAAAAAGGAGCGACGAAACAAGAAGAAAGUGAAACCAAUCAUGCAACCGCCGGUGGCAACGGCCGCACCGAUGAUUGUUCAACCGAGUGCGCCAGCCGUCAGCCAUGUGCCAAUGCCUACCGGCGCGAUAGCGUCCACCACGACGGCCUCCGUCGAACGGCUAACGUCGCCUAGCUCUCCGUCGUCGUACGGCAGCACGCACACACCAACGGGGAAGCUGGAUUUGGCCAAUCUGAUGAAAAUCUCCGGCAUCGGCAUUGAUGACGACGAUUUGAUGGACACGGAUGAACCACCGCCGCUGCUGACCACCGCCAGCAGCCACCCAUCCGGUGGAGUGGAAUAUCCCGCCAAUAUUGUGAUACAGCACAGUGACGCAAUGAACGCUGCUAAUAACUCUGGCGGGCAGCAGCAGCAGCAGCAUCCCGGCAAAGAUAUGAUGUCAUCGUCUGCGCUUGUUUCCUCUGGAGGGCAACCGGCCACUGGACAGAUGCUUGUGCAAGCUCCGCAGCAGCAGCAGCAGCAGCAAGCUGCCCCGGUGACCAAUCAGCCAAGUGGUGGAGGAAACGGAAGUGACAUUAUGAUCACGAUACCUUCCACCGGUGGUUCGGAGAAUGUGGAAUUUCCCUACACAAUCUCCAUACCGACAACAACACCGGGUAUGGAGCGGCAGCAGGAGUCGAAAGGGGCCGGCGAAAGUCCGAGCUCCAAUACGCCAGCGUCCACCGGGACGGCGGUGCAGCAACAGGAUGCACCGUCGUUCAUGAUCACGAUCGAUCCCACGAACGAUGCUAGUUCCGGACAGGCAUCGUACACGGUGUCGCUGCCACGAUUCGGCAGCGCAGCGAACGAUGAGUCGAAGAUCGUCAAUAUUGCGACCGUGGCACCGACCGCGAGCGUGCAGGCCAUCAACACUACCACCACCUCGUCAAUGGCCACCUCGAACGCGGGGAACAUGCAGCAGAGCAGCAACACGAUCUGCGUAAACAGCCUGAUGAACAACGUGCUGAACAACACGCAGGUGACGCCAACGCUGCAAAGCCAAAUCAACGAAAUACAAAACCAGCUGAUGGCCGAAGCGCAGCCCCAUCUGGCGGCGCCUGCGUCGAAACCCGUCAGCAGCGCUGCGUCCGCUUCGUCGACGCCACUGCAGCAGCCGAUGGUAACCACCAUGGCACCGAUCAGCGGAACGAUGGCUUCUGCCGCCGCCUCCUCCUCCGGUACAGCUACGACCACGUCGAUUGUGAUAUCUACGAGCGGUAGUAAAAUUUCGUCCGUUCCCUCGCCUGCCUCGAAGAAGAAGACGGUCACGAUGGGCGGCGGCAACUCGGGUAGCACCGCACUCAGCAAGAAGAAUGGGAAAAAGCUAGAAAAAUCGUUCGACACAAUCGGUACGACCAGCGCGGUACCGACGCAGAUAGGCAAUAUUCAAAUUUCACAAGUCGACGGUACGACGGCGAACCAGAGCAAGGCGGUGAAAGGUGGCACCAUUAACAAUCAGAUACAAAUCACUCCAAUCAUCGACAAUAAGGUGGUGAAUGCCGUCGGUGCCCAAUACCAGAGCCUGGCCCAGCUGCAAUCUUCGGUUAGUCAGCCGCAGUCGACCAUCACCAUCCAGAGUCAGAUGCAACCGCCACAGCAGCAGCAGCAGCAAAACCACACCGUGCUGACGACGUUAGGAGGGGUUACCGUUUCGCAGCAUCAGCAUCAGCAGCCAUCGCAUAUGCAAACGGUGCAAACUGUGCCAAGCACGCUCCAAUCGAACGUCAUCGGAGGAGGUGGAAGCGGUGGAGUAGUGUUCACCACGCAACAGCAGCAGCCCUCGGUCGUGGUCACACCCACAGUGCAACUGAACCAAACGUCCAUCACGCCGACGACGACCGUAAUACAACAACCAGCCGCAGCACCAGCAGCAGCAGCAGCUCCUCCUCCACCGCCACCGCCGGUAACAACAGCACAGGGCAUACUAGCCCAACUGACGGGCAGCUUAAGCUUAUCGAUCGCGGCCGAAACGGGCCAGCUUAUUCUAAAGCACGACAUUAACCAGCCGCAAACUCCCGAAUCGCAAACCAUCCUGCAAGCGAUCCUGUCCGGUGCGCUGGGCAAUAUAACGCUGGUAAACGAACCCUCGAAAGCACCGCAGGCAACGCUAGCCAACAGCAACAGUACCAUAUCGGCCACCAUUGCUCCCAUACAGCAGCAGCAGCAGCAGCAGCAGCAUCAACAACCAGCCCCUGUACCCAUCACGCAGCAGCAGGCCCACCAGAUUGUGGUGUCAUCGCACCCACAGCAACAGCAGAACAAAAAUGUGGCCACAGUCAGUGCACAGGUGCAGCAAAAAGCGCCCGGAACUACGACCACGGUCACUAUCCAAUCUGGACAGUCUCAGCUGCAACUUCAGCAGCAGCAACAGCUGCAACAACAGCAACAGCAGCAGCAAUUGCAACACCAGUUGCAGCAGCAGCAACAGAUGCAACAAAUGCAACAGCAGCAGCAGCAGCAGCAACAGCAGCAACAGCAACUUUUGCAGCAACAGCAGACGAUCGCAACCGUCUUUACCUCCCAGCCAUCGAGCACAGCAACGGCAAUAGCGCAGCAGCACAUGCAAACAGCUGCCGGCAAUAGUCAGCCCCAGUUGGUGCAGGCACAGCAGCAGCCCCAACCGCAAAGCAUGAAGCAUAUUCGCAAGCCGGAAACGAGCAUUGAACCAAUCUUGAACCAUCAGCCACAGCAACAGCAGCAACAGCAGCAGCAGCAGCAGCAACAACAACAACAAACGGUGUUGGUAAAUCCAAACGCACCCAAGCUGGUGGAGCUGCCGAAGGUUGGACCGAACCAGCAGCUGUUCUCACUGAACACACUGACCAACCAGAUAACGCAGCUGAGCCCCGGCCAAACGACCGCCUCCCUCGGGCCGAUGGAGCGUGUGCUGAUCGUACCGACGGGAAUCAAUGCGCAGCAGCUGGCGCAAUGCUUGAUGCAGGGACAGAUACACUUCAACAACGUUGGCCAAGUGACACAGUCCAGCGAAACGAGACCAACGCCGACGCUUACACAGUCACAGCAGCAGCAGCAACAGCCUCAGCUUUCCUCUACACCGUCAACGGUGCAGAAGGGUGGGGCGACUACGCAAAUCCUUGCCAACAACAAUCCAGCGGGUGCCGCGAAAGUAGUAAAUAACACUAGCAAUGGGGCAAACUCUAAUCACGUAGUAAAGGAAAAACCGAAACGCAAUCGAUCAAAGAAGCAACAGGAUAAAACGCAAGCAGUAGCAGCAGCCGCCGCCAGUCCUUCGAAACCGACGGUUGUGAAAGUCAAUGCCAUGCCGAGCGGGUUUCCUCCAAGCGUUGUUCUGCAGCCUGGUCAGCAUGCACAGCCGAUACUGGCUGAGGAUGGGACCAAGAUUGGCACCAAAAUAGUGGGAACUGUGAAUCCGAACAACUUUGUUACCAACAGUCUCCAGCAGCAGCAGCAGCAGCAGCAGCAGCAGCAGCAGCAACAACAACAACAAAUACAACAGCAGCAACAGCAAUUACAGCAACAACAGCAAACUAUACAACCAUUAGUUGCUCAAGUGCAUCCUCAGCAACACCAGUCAGCGAAAUUGGCUGGGUCUACGACCAUGGUCGUUAAAGGUACUAUCGGUUCCACCACCGUUACGGCCACAGCACCGGCAGCCCCAGCCAGUAACAACAUUACCGUUACAGCAACACCCAUCAAGAAGGCCAGAGCCAACAUCGUUACACAGCAGCAACAACAGCUUCAAAAUCAACCUCAACAGCAGCAGCAGCAGCAGAUGCCUCCAUUAGUCAGUGUGAAUUCAGCAGUCCCUGCCCCGGCAUCCCUGAGCAGCAGUACGCCAUUAGCGGUCGGAACGCCUGCUGUGGUGCAGCGGGUGCAAACGAUUCAGCUGACCCCGCAAAAGCAACAACAUCUGAAGAGCGUCCAGCAGCAGAUACAGCAGCUGUCGACAAAGCUGCAGAACAAAAACCUGCUCGCCUCGCUGAUGAUACCGGCCGAGUUCGAUCCAGCCAAUCCGAUGUACAGCAAACCGCUGCCCACCAUCAAGAACCUGCAGACAAUGUCGGACAAGGAGAUCUGCACCGUGCUGCAGCGUUUGUUUAUGGAGCAGCAGAAGAUCCUGUCCAGUGGGAAGAUUAUUCCUACCAUACCGGCCGGGCACACGUUUGCCAGCACGGCUCAGCAGCAGAGUCACCCACCACCGCCAGCACCGAUCAGCAGCAGCAGCAGUCAGGGCCCGAACGAAGCGACAGCAAAUGCAGCUGCGGUCGACCAGAAACCGCAGCAGGCAAUCAUAACGCCGAUCACGGUUACGCCCAGCGGUGGUACGACCCUCUUUCAAGCUGGCAGUGGGUCCACUGCCGGCCCUACGCCCAUGCAAAUCAUGUCCUCGACAGCCGGGCCGAACAUGAGCGUGAUAGCUUCCGGAGCGAUUGCUAGUACCGCGUCUUCCGUCGCGCACUCAUCCAUGUCCAUCACGAUAACGAGCAGCACCGUGCCGAUGCAAAGUGGCGGCGGCGGGCAGAAGUUUGGCGCCGGUGCGAAUGUAGCGAUGAACAAGCAGACGACUACGAUCAUUCCAAUCACCUCGACACUGCAGCCUGCCGGUAGCGGUCAACCGAUGCUGAAACCCGUCGGCUCAACCACAACGACAGUCGGUAACAAUGUGAGCGUUACCAAAAACAACAUCACGGUCCCGGCGGGAACGAUCCUUCCCAAGCAUAUUAUGCUUGCUACUGGCGGACAGUCCCUGGGCAACCCCUCCGUGAUGCCUCCGUUGCACACGCUUGUGCCGACGCAGCAGCAACAGCAGCAGCAGCAACAGAUGACGCUGGUCAGCAAACUGGACACUGUUGGCAAUCAGCAGCAACAGCAAACGCUCGUAUCGAACCACCAGGUGCCGCCGGUGGGUGCGUUAACCGGUGCGAAUCGUUCCAACACUCCCGUGCCACCGCCACUUGUCGCCACCAGUCUGCCCGGCGGCGGUCAUCUGAAAGCACUUACCGGCGCAGGUCCUGGCAAUUCUUCGAUCGUGAUCGUCGGUGGAUCGCAUGCAAUAUUGAGCGGCACGUCGCAGAUGAUUGCACAGACAGCGGCCCGGAUUCAGCAACAGCAGCAGCAGCAGCAGCAACAGUUACAGACACAAGCCGGUAGCAUUCUCAUUACCAGUGGUGGAACGACCCCUUCAUCGGGCGCUGUGACCUCCACGGCAACGCCUGCUCUGGCUGCAAUUACUCCUCUGCGGACGGGCACACCAUCGGCCGGUUCUGCGGUAUCGUCUGCGAUACCACUACCACCGUUGGUUCCGUCCAACGUCAGCAGCAAUAGCAGCAGCAGCGGUAGCAACGUCGUUCCGUUUAGCUCGACCGCUACUAACAGCACCGUACACCCAGCUGAGACCAGCACAGCCGUGGCGACGGCGAGUAACUCCACUACGAUGACGACAACUACGACAACAAUGGCGACGGUGGCCUCCUUCCCGACCACCACGACGACGGCCAGCGCUCUCUCGUCAGCCGUAGUGGCCGCCUCGGCCAUGAACAACAACUCCAGCACGCCGGCCGUCAUCAUCGCCGCGCCUGCGGGUACUUCACCGUCCACCCCGAUGACGUACAUUACGACGAACGUGCCGAACAGUCCCGCCGUAAAAGUACCCCGUGCAAGUUUGUUUGAAAUUCAGAUACAGAAGGAUCAAGAUGCGUGUACGAAACCGGACACCAACACACCGUUCGGUAGUAAGCAGGAUGCAAUCAAGCGGCUAAUACGCUACCACUGCAUGUACGAGGAAAAGUGCGAGGAGAAUGAGGAGGAAGAGCUGCAGUUUGAGACGACCGCCGAAUGGUUCCCGGACGCGUUCCGGACGAUGCUCAGCCGCUAUCAGCGGUUAAUGAUCAACGAGUCGAUGCGGGAAGUGCGCACCUCGGAAUUGAUGCUGGUGAACAAACUGUUCAAGGCGGACAUCACGCAGGAGAUUGAAGAGAUGCAAGAACAUCUCCGCGAGGUGGAGGGCGACGUGAUGCCAUCAGCAGACGGCGGCGAGGACGUAAUAUGCGUCUCCUCUGACGAGGACAAACCCAAAUUGAAGGAGCUAACCGCACCACCACCAGCGCAAAGCCAAUCUCCGCUACUGCCGUUAACGCUGCCAGAGGGUCCUAGGAAAACCGAACCAUCGUAUGGCACCGGAACCGCCGGAAGCUGUGUUUCAGAGCUGUCUUCGAGCACGAACACCAUGCUGACGGAAACAAUACGCUCCAGUAGUACUACCACCACAGUGUGCAAAACUGCGUUGGGCAGUGAAACGUCCUUCCAAAGCACAUUCCAAAAGUCCAACAUCACUGCGUCGGUCGUGCAAUCGGUGGUGCAGGUGCAGUCGGCAACGGUGAAGCACGAACCAGCGACCGCCAACCGCAGUAUGGCUGGCAUCGGUAGCGGUGGUGCUGGUACACCUUGGAGUGAUGCGUUGAAGAAGAACGCACGAGCAACAGUGACGAACAGUUACGAUGAUAUCGAAAGUGAAAUCACGCCCAGCUUCAUAAUGAAGAAAACAGACAGCGCCUGCAUGAUGGACGAGAAAAAGGGUGACAUUUUGAACCCACCGCUUCACGGGUCAUCCGUCACUGCCACAAUGGUCACAUCAACGGCUCCCCCGACGUUGCGUUAUUUCAACCAGGUACACUUACCCUCGGCACAGAAGCAUUGUGCUGCGGAGAGUUCGAAGGUGGAUAGCAAUCACCUUCCGUCCGGUCCGUCCGUUGCGGCAACGCAGCUCGCGUCCUCAAAGCAGUCGACGGACCAGCAGCAGCAGCAGCAGCAGCAGCAGCAGCACGACUCACCGUAUGACGAGUGGAUGUGCUUCCAGAAAGAUCUCAGCUACUUCACUGGCCCCGGCAGCGAUGGCAACGUCACGAGCGAAGUCACCAAUCUCGGCAUCGAUCCGCCGGGCAGAAGGAAAACGACGGAGGAGGAGAUGCACGAAAUGUUCAACUCGAAUGAUUCGAAAAGUGUCGAUAAGCAGCUGGAGCAGCUGUUUAACGCCACGGCGGACGAUAAGCAACCGCCUCCGGUGUCGCGGAUUGACUCUCCGCUGACCGAAUUCUUCAACAACCAUCAGCGCACGGGUGUAACCGGCGGUGGGGAGGGUGUUUGUGGCGGCGCAUCCGCGAAGAGUGUUGAAACGCGCCUGGACGCAUUGUUUGGAGGUUGUGAAAGCAGCUCAUCCGCGGUGGAAAGGAGUGGCACUGGCGGGAUCAACGAAAAGUCUAACGAUAUGAUGACGUCCCGCCACUGGUCCGCUUCGGUGUUCCAGUCAUCGCACGACGAGGAGGAGUCUACGUCCGAUUCCUUCCUGCACAAAGCAACGGGCAACAGCUUUGAGCUUCUUCAGCAGCAGCAGCAGCAGCAUACUUCCAGCGGUGGAACACAGAAGCGCCAUUGGACGGGUGCGGUUUCGGGUGGUGGUGGUGUAGUUGCCGGAGGCAAUGGACCAUCCUCGGCAGGGUUGCUGUACGCGAGUGAACCGUCGGAAGCGGAAGCAAUCAAUCCCAACAAGCGGCAGUGUAUGUCGCUCGAUCGUAACGAUUCGAAACCGCUCGACGAUGGCAGUGCCAACGUUGUGAAGGGUGACGAUGAUCACCGUUGGCUGAUGGAUUGUGCCGGCAACGAUGAGCCUGCCGGGGCCGCCAACAACAACUCCCAAGUGCAGCCGUUGGGCACGGUCAGCUCGAACGGUUCUGUUGCGAAACCCGCUCCAGGUAACGAACACAUUCUUGUAAGCAAUGGUAGUAACAGCGGCAUUGGAAGCACCGACAUCAGUAUUGGCUGUGGCACGAUAGUAAAUAAUGGUGGUGGUGGUGGGCUUGGUGGUGAUAGUAGAGCUAUUAGUACUGGCGGGGUAAUCAUUGGUAACUGUAGAACGGCUUCCAACGGCAAUCCGCUGGUCGGCCAGGUUGACGGUGAAGACGAUGGGCUGUCCACUAACAUUAUCAUGCUGGGUAGAGCGACCAACAAUAACAACCACAGUAAUAAUAACAAUAACAACAAUAACAUAAAUCAUGAGCAUCACCAACAACAUCAUUAUCACCACCACCAUCACGGCGUAUCGAAGCGCACCUCGUGGAACGGGGACAUCCUGCUAGCAUCAGCGACGGCGGAGGACGUCGAUCACCACCACGGGAAUAUGCUCGACAUGCUCGAAACUAAUCUAAGCUUAAGCCUAAACAAUCUUAACAGCAUCUGUGGCUCGGGCAUACUGGACAACGGCGAUCCAGGCGAGGCGGACGCGCUGCCCCAUCAUCACCAUGCGCCGCAGGCGGCCGACGAGCAGCAGCUCCACCAUCAUGCGCAGCAGCAGUCUCACCUUUUGCAUCACAACAACCACAUAUCGCACAAUCGCAUUUCCUCCCAUCAUUUGCAUCACCAAAACCCUCACACUCACCAUCAUAUGCACCCGGCCAUCGACGGGACCACCGGGGCAGACAUGGUCGAUGACGGUGGACGAAAGCAAGGCAGCAAGGGCUGCUUCGACGAUUCGACCGAUUUGGUGGUGCAUGGUGGCAGUGGCUCAAACGCUUUGCCGUUACCAGGCGAUGAUGCAUCUAGUCUAAUCCUAUGUGGUGGUGGUGGUAGUAGUAGAGGUGGUGACGUUGGUGGUGGUGUUGUUGGUAGUAGUAGCACUCAUCAUGACGAUAGCAGUGAGCACAAUAAAAUCAACUAUCUCGAUCGUGAACUUCUAGGCUUGGACACCUCGGUGCAUCAUCAUCAUCCCCAUCAGCACGGUGUCGAUGAAAGCGGUCGAGCACCGGUGAUCAAUUCAGUCCAUUCUCACCACCAGCACAAUCCUGGCUCGGUUAUGAACGGUCCAGGGACGAUGGUUGGUAAAGAAGAGGCCGCACUGCACCUGCCGACAGGUAUGAUCGGUGGAGGAGGAGGAGGAGGAGAUGGAGAGUCUUCCUUCCAAGACCAGCAGCAGCAACAACAGCAGCAGCAGCAGCAGCUUAACCACCACCAUCAUCAUCAACAUCAUCAUCAUCACCAUCAGCAAACAAUCCACGAUCUGCAUCAGUUCAAUCACAUCUCGUUCGAUACGAUGGGAGUGCCCAACUUUGAGGAGGACAUCAGCCGGCAGGUGCAGAAUGCGAUCGACAGUAUCUUGAACCUGCAGAGCAACGAAACGGACGGUUCGCUACACUACUCGCUCGAUCAUUCCUUCCUGCCCGACAGUCCGCUCUCGAGCGGGCUGGUAAACUCCGUCACUCCGUCACCGCUCGGUGGGGGUGGUGCGGUUCACCAUCCUGAAGCGCCAGUAUCGAACCAUCAACAUCAUCAGCAUCAUCAUCCGGCGCCACACUUGCAACAGUCCGCACACGCUGCCCCUCAGCACCAACAACAGUCAAUCCGUCAACCGCACGUGGGCAUGAAGCGCAAGUAUCCCACGGAUUGUCCAUCGCCGAUGGUCGGCGUAUCGCCGGACGAUGGGAGCCCGAUGGGACCGGGCAGCAGUGGUAGCAGCAACAGCAACAACAGUACCAUCAGUAACCUCAGCAGCAACACCACCGGAAGCGGCACCUUAAGCAGUACGGUGAGCUCCGCAAGCGGUAAUAGCAGCAGCAGCAGCAGUAUGCUUGGUGUAACGAAUCAUCACUUCGGUGUGAACGCUUCGGAUGGAGAUCCGCUGAAGACGAUUAUAAAAUCUUGACAACUUUCGAUCGUCGGCUAAGUGAUUGUACUUGACAAAGCCCAGUCGUUAGUGGCGUAGUGUACGGGGCCUGGUCGUUAAUUGUGGAUAUACUUUUUUUUCGUGUGUAUGUAUGUGUGUGUACAGGUUGGAUACAGGAACCAGUGGAAUCAGUUUGAGGGUUUUGAAUUUGAUUUUAGUUUUGCAUACCAAGGAGAGGUUGUGUUCAAAGAAACCCGUUUUUAAUCCCAAUUUCCAAAACGUUUUGCUCCAUAUUUUGAAAUGAAGACGUUUAGUGCUUCAUUUUUGAACAGCACGUGACAUGCGACGGCUAAACGCUACAAAAAUCGACAUACAGCACGGGUUGAAUGGACAAAUUGUAGAUUAUAUUAGCUCAAUUAUUAUAAAUAGUUUCUUUUUCUUGUAAUAUCCUGAAUGGUCGCUGAGUAUAGAUUAUGUUCUAAGUACCUUUACAUAUUGUUUUAGAGAAUAUACACACACAUAUAUAUACCGAUUAGUAGAUCUCAUAUACAAACAUGCUGGAUAACAACUGCCAAUGGAAUACUAAAAUGGUAAUACAAAACGAUCACAUUGCUGGCACAAUUGCAAUCUUGCAACUUGUCUUUAGCAGAAGCAAGAAUAAAAUCAUCAAACAAACCCCGACUAGGAUGGUGCGAUUGUAUGAGGUUGGUGAAAACGAUACACAAACACACACACACACGUGUAAGAAGAAAGAAGGAUUUAACCUUUUGUGCAUUGCGUUGCAACGAGAAACAGUGCCGACUGAAGGCACACUCGGCAAGACAAAUACUUGACGUAACGUUAACGAUAAUAUAUUGACUUAAGGUGUAAUUUAGCUAAGGGGAAAUGAUUGAUCAUAAUGAAUUAGUACUUCGUAGAAAUUUAGCGUUAAAAAAGCGUGUAAAUAUGCUCCCGGCCACUAGCGAGCCAGUAGCAACAAGACGAAGCAGAUGGAUGAAGAACACACACACACACAACCCCUAUUCUUGUAGCGUAAUGUUUAAAUAGCUUGAACAUUAAUGAAUAUGAUUGACAGUGUGUAUGACAGGGCGUGGGAGAGUUUUGGCAAAAAGGAAGUAGUGGUGACGUUUCGUGAGUGAGACUCAACUUUUCGAACAGCAAACGUUGUUUAUUUCCGUUUUUAAUGCCUAAAACGGCACAUCAAAACAGUUUAUGUUUUUAAGCUGUCCGCCAAACGCGUAGUGCAUAAUUACUAUAAACUCACGCCCCAACAAAAGCAAAGACGUUAACGGGCGUACAUUUUCAACAGGCCUGAACCUCUGGCAUGGUUUUAGCUAUCAGCGGCAACAUCAAUGGGAUCUCUUUUUUAACAGCAAGAUGGUAGAUCUUGCAUUUUUAACAAGCAAACUUUAAAGUAAAACCGCCGCUAGUUUGAUUUUUAACUGUCUAAGAGUGCAAGGGGGGGGGGGAGGAUGUACAGUGGCAGCAUUCAGGCACAAUAAUCAAAAACUCAAUAAUAAAACGGACCACACCACCACCAUCAACUACAACUUGCAUUCGAGGCGGAGGUUCCGAAACGGUGAAGAAUUUACACAGACCACAAACAAAUGGUAUAAACAGAAAGUACCCCGACAGUGACACAAUUGUGAAGGAAGGUUAACGAGUGAAUGCGGAAAGAGAGAGAGAGACAGAGAGUCGUACAACUAUCUAUACCUAUAUACUUAUAUAUCUAUAUACUGGAAAAGGAUAUCCUUUCAAGGGCACUUUUCAUUGUCGAAAAGUCUUGAUACUAUACGAGAGGUGCUUACAGUACGUGACAGGUUACCGGACGGAUAGCAGAGGGAGGGAGAUCUAUCGGAAAUACAAUAAGAACACAAUCUUUAAAAAAAAACGCAGUUGUUGCAAGAUGGAAGCACUUGGCCUUCCCACACUCGGGCGCAACACCGAUCGAUAAAACAUCACUGCAAUAUUCUAAAAAAACGGAGACGAUCAUUAUGAAAAAGCAUAGUUGUGAUUCGUGCCGCAAUAACCGGAGUGUGUUUUUUGUUCUUCCUUUUCUAAGGUUUGCUUUGCUUCGGUUGCGCAACCCCAAACAGGAUCCCCCUGCGAGGAUCGUUUUGGUGUUGUAGUUUGUACGGUUUUUGGAAGGCGGCAUACAAGAGCGAUUGAAGGUUUGGCGAUUUAGCUUCGGAGAGGGAUUUUUAGCUCUGCCCUGCCUCCUGGUAGACCGGCAAAGGAAAGGGAAGACGAACGGACCAUUUGUGAGCCCGCGAGCCUAUACAUAACUGAAAUAACUGAAAACCCGUUUCAAAGAGCGAGAUUGUAUUUAAUAGAAAAGGCGCCCACGGCAGGGAGGACGCUGUGUCGCUGUGUAUUUGUUUGCAAGAUAAGGCAAGUUAGUUGUAAAAGGAAAAGACAACGCAAACACAAACGAACGAAUAGUAGCGCUAGUUUAAAGAAAAGAAAAAAAAGAACGUGCGUGUAGCAAUGUAAAUGUUGCGUUGAAUGAUGUCGUGCCGAGCGCCGAUUCAACGAACAUGGAAAGCAUUAAUUUGUAAGUAGGUAAUUGGUUUUUCGCCCUCGGUUUAAUGUAUGUUCUGCUUUUAUUUUAAUUUCAAACGUAACUUAAAUUAAUAUUUAUAUAAACACCUGUGUACACGAAACCUGUGUGACGAAAACGUAACGGUAACGAAAGACAAGACAUAAACCCAAGUAAAACAAUGCUCAGAUAUGAAACACAAGAAAACAAACUUAGUAUCAAGAGAGAGAGAGAGAGAAAGUGUAUGUGUGUGCGCGUGUGUGUGCGAGAAAAGGGACGGGUUAAUAUCAAUAAUAACGCAACGAGGAUCAAUUUCGAACACAACAGUAGUAACAGUGGGGAAAGUAAGCAAAGACGCCCAGUUGUCGGGGGGAGGAGAGCUAAGGGCGAUAAGGGUGUUAGGUUCUCCUCACACUCCUCCACUCCGCAGAUUGGCGUCCAGUGAUUUUGAUCGCGAAGUUUGUUCUGUGUCCAAAUAAUACGUACAGUUGCGAUGGUGGGAAGAAUGAUGAUCAGUCAUUAGUAACAUUCAUCAAGCGCGAAACAUUUGCAGGAAAACAAAGACAAACGCAAACCAGCCCUGUGUAAGGGCGGUUUCUUGCUUUACUUCCCAGGGAUGUGCUAUCAGUGUGAAAAACUAAUAGAGAAAUAGUGGGACAUUCACUACUAGCACAAUAGACAUUGCUUUUGUUUUGAGUUACACAUAAAAGAUGGAUGAUUUGUAUAAAGAGAACAAUGAAACUACGCAAAGCAGCAACUUUAGCCACAGUUUUGUUAAUCUGGCCCCAACAUUGGACUUCAUAAUUGCCUCAAAAAUUGACGGUAUCUCCUUCCCCUUUGGUUGGGUGAGCGAAUUUUGACAACUUCAUGCCAAUAUCCCUUUUGCUCAUAGUUUAUGAUGGAUAAGAUCAAUCAAAACUCGGAUAAAUACAAGGAGAAGGGGGAGGCUUGGAAAUUCUAUCAAAAUCUCUCCCACCGAGCCGGCUAUGGAAAGGGAAGAUGGCCAUGUCUCUCGAGGAAGAAAAGAAAAACACGGUCAGCGAAUUAAUAAAUUAGUUAAACACACAAAGAGACACACACACACAUGUAAUAUCAGUAUGAGCGGGCAAACGCAUUGUACAGAAAAAAGCACUAGGCGUAUUAGUGAGGUAAAAGCGAAAAAGGGGAAUAAAAAUAACGAACCGCAAGGACAUGUUUAAAAGAGAAAUUGAUUAAAAAAGUAAUCUAUCAAAAUACAAUAAAAAGCAGAUGAUUUUUAUUGAA
Anopheles merus is the source of this 17564-nucleotide messenger RNA. RefSeq names its product mucin-17-like. The coding region runs from base 1235 to 13801 and encodes 4188 amino acids. Gene Ontology annotation, biological process: positive regulation of DNA-templated transcription. Gene Ontology annotation, cellular component: SWI/SNF complex. NCBI's taxonomy places the organism in Eukaryota, Metazoa, Arthropoda, Insecta, Diptera, Culicidae. The transcript has 8 exons. The record is from RefSeq and is a predicted model, not a curated record.